Pocillopora meandrina is the source of this 1768-nucleotide messenger RNA. Lineage: Eukaryota; Metazoa; Cnidaria; Anthozoa; Scleractinia; Pocilloporidae. The record is from the annotation of a GenBank genome assembly.
UAUAUAUCACGGGUGAGCGAGAACAGUUUAUAUUCAAACAAGUGCUCUACUUCGACACUUGUGUCAGAAAUUUCAAGGCUUGUUUUCUUCCCGCAAAGGAAUCGUCAUUGUAUUACUGACGGGGUAAGCUGAGAAAGAUUUCAACUAUUAACUCUUCCCUUUCGAAAGAAAUUCGAAGUUUUCAUUACAACCAGACAGGUUAACACUUCAGCUUAAUUUACGAUUGCUUCAAAUGAUUAUCUUUAAGAACUCGCUUUUCUAUCUUUCAGAUAAACGUCACGAAGAAAAGUCAUCGUUUAAGAGUUGAUUCAGAAAGGUAAUUGACGCAGUCUGCGAGCCCUUCUUUUUUUAUUACAAUUGUGCAUUAUAACUGACUGCUAGAAGUUUUUGUUCCUUCCGCUCUUCUCGUAAACCACGAGUGUUCAACGUGGACCAAACAAACCAAACCUAACCAUAAACAAAUAACAUUUUAAUAGCUACAGUAGCAGAGGCGUGUGGCCGACCAAGAUUAUACAUGUUGAAAGCGAAGUCAGUUUUAUUUACUGUUGUAAACAAAGUUUCCUUCAUUGUUCCGAAUGUACACGACUAUGUCAGAGUAGGCAGAUUAUUUUGGUUAUGGAGUUUCCUCAUGGAUUAAAACGAAAGAUAUAUUCUUUAAAUUCUAAUUGUGCAUUUUAAGUGAUUGUAGAAAGUACAGCAAUAUCACGCGAAAUCACGAACGUUCUAUUAGUAGAAACGCUAGUAGCAAUACAAGUUAAAUAUAACAUGAAUUUGAUUGAGCCUCAAAAGUGAUUGACGUCUUCAUUUUUUUCCUCAUCAGAUGGUAGUCAAAAGACUUGUCAACUUCAAUUAUUUCUGUUUGGUUACCCUCUUGAUUUUGACGGAUCUGUCGUUGCUGUUUUCAUCUCCAGUUCCGUUUAUGGAACUCCUUAACGGCAAAACAAGCGCACUUCCUAGAGAAGAUAAAGGAGAACUUCCCUCUAGAGAUCCAAUUAGCUUGCUAGGGAACCAAGUCCUCCCGCGACGAAAAGUCGACGAGACCCCGACGCUUGAUACAACGAAAAGCUUUUCAGCUGUUCAGAAUAACUUAUUCAACUUAAAGUCCACGAAACUGCAAAGGAACACCAACCUAUCAACAGCAAGAAGACGUCAACAGUUGGAGCUCAUGCAGUUGAGAGUUUCGCGUCCAUCUUCCCCAAGCGACCUCAAUUUAAAAUCUGCAACCAAACAGCAAGCAAGAGGUGGUCUUCCUUUGCAGAGUUCAUCGUCUAGUACGCAGAAGGAGCCAUGGGAACGUCUCCCAAUUAGGCCCAAGAAAGAAACGGUGGGGAAGAACGGAAAUAAUCCGGAAAUAAGCGUCCAAUUUAGCGGGAGCGGGGCCACAGAAGACUCAGUUGGAAAAAGGCCAGCGACCAGAAGGCCGGUGAUAUCAAACAGCAACAAAAUGCUUAUAUCCAGUGGAGUUCCCCAAGUAAAAUUAGGCAAGUUGAAUAUAAAAAGCGAUUGGUGCGUGAUACAUCCCUUCAAAGACAGAGUGCAUCAUCGCGGCUGCCAGAGUGCAGAAAUCAACAACAGCAUGUGCUAUGGACAAUGCUAUUCGUUUUUCAUCCCAAAGAAAUUUGUUUCCUGUUCAUAUUGCGCGCCCUCCUCACAGGAGACAAUCAAAGUGCGACUGGAAUGCCCCGGACAAAAUCCCUCCUUUGUGAUAAAGAAGGUUAAAAUUGUGAAGGAAUGUGCUUGCAAAGACUGUGGAUUGUUAAAGCAGUAG